Messenger RNA from Prosopis cineraria, 1103 nucleotides. Its product is annotated as 2-methylene-furan-3-one reductase-like. The record is from RefSeq and is a predicted model, not a curated record. NCBI's taxonomy places the organism in Eukaryota, Viridiplantae, Streptophyta, Magnoliopsida, Fabales, Fabaceae. Bases 39 to 980 code for a protein of 313 amino acids. Gene Ontology annotation, molecular function: oxidoreductase activity, acting on the CH-CH group of donors, NAD or NADP as acceptor. The transcript is spliced from 3 exons.
AGCUCUCAAAUUAUAUUCACCAUCAACACCACAAGAAAAUGCAGAAAGCUUGGGUGUAUGAGGAGCAUGGUCCUGUGGAAGUGCUUAAGCUCACCAAUUUUCAUUGUCCCGCUCCUAAAGAAAAUCAACUUCUCGUUCAAGUCAGAGCCGCUGCUUUAAAUCCUAUUGAUUUCAAGAGGCGUCAAAGACCCAUCUUUCCUUCAGAUUUUCCUGUCAUCCCAGGCUGUGACAUGGCAGGUGUGGUAGUGGGAAAAGGGGAAGCAGUGACAAAAUUCAAAAUAGGAGAUGAAGUCUAUGGAAACAUCCAAGACUUCAACAAUGGAAAGCGACUGAAACAACUUGGAACACUGGCACAGUUGAUAGUGGUGGAAGAGAACUUAGUUGCAGAGAAACCGGAGUGCCUGUCCUUCGAGGAGGCGGCGAGCUUGCCGCUGGCGGUUCAGACGGCGGUGGAGGGAUUCGAAACCGCCAAGUUUAAAGAAGGGCAAAACGUGUUCGUGGUCGGUGGAGCAGGUGGUGUUGGAAGCCUGGUGAUUCAGUUGGCAAAGCAUUUGUAUGGAGCUUCUUGUGUUGUGGCCACAACAAGUACUCCUAAAGUUGACUUUGUGAAGCAGUUGGGAGCUGACAAGGUUGUCGACUAUAGUGAGACCAAGUAUGAGGACAUUGAGGACAAGUUUGAUCUUGUGUACGACACAAUCGGAGAAAGCAAGAAGUCGUAUGUGGUGGCAAAAGAUGAAGGAGUGAUUGUGGACAUAACGUGGCCUCCAUCGCAUCCAAGAGCAAUUUAUUCAAGCUUGACAGUUUCUGGCCAAAUCUUGGAGCGGCUCAGGCCAUCUCUCCAGAGUCACCAUCUCAAACCUGUCAUUGAUCCUUCAAGUCCUUAUAACUUCUACGACGUCGUUCAGGCUUUUCGAUAUCUUGAAACUGGUCGAGCUUGGGGAAAAGUCGUCGUCUCCGAUUUCCCCUCACAACUCCACUAACGUGCUGCCUAUUUAUAUAUCGUUCUUUGGAAGUUAAUUAAACUCAAAUAUAUGCGCUACUGGUUAUACUUAUUAUUAGCAUUAUAAUAUAUCUAUGUGCAUAUAUUGCUAUUGAUACCUUUA